CAUAGUGUAGGCUGGUAGUCGUGAAUGCAAAUGUCAGGAUUUAUCCUACCAUUCAAAAGACUAAACCGGAUUCUGAGGAGUAGGAAAGUCUGUUUCUAGAAUUCAAAAACAGGACUAGCGCUGGGACCACGCAAACAAAUCCGUCAUGCGAUUGAGACACAUAAAACCAUUGGUAGGCGGGGAGGGUGGUAAUUGAAUGUGGUUGCUGUUGGUUGCGGACGCUACUGCACCGCUCUCAAUGGCUUAACGGUGCCAACCGGACUUAUUUUUCCUGUCAACGGUCCCUCUCUCGCUGGAGAUAAUGAGAGGAUGGCCAAGCGGCUUGCCCCUGCGCUACAACAAGACCAAGACGAUGAACUGAAUCCCGGCCAUGUGAACAUGGAUUGCGGCGAUGAAGAAGAUGAACUGUCGUUGGAUGAGAUUUUAAUGCUGUACGGCCAGCCGAUCAACGAGGAGCAAGCAUGGGCUGUUUGUUACCAGUGCUGCAGGUCUUUGGCGCAGGGACAUCGGAGAAGAAAUUCUAAGUCUGCCACCGCUUCGGUGGGGGAUCACGCAAGAAGGAUUGAGGGACCCGGGGAUGUCAAAAUUCAUAAAGACGGGAUGGUCAGGUUGCAGUUUCAGGGCAGACCAGAUAAAUAUGGUUCCCCGUGUACAUCAUCAGAGGUGAUCGAGUCGCUGGGCAUCAUGAUCUACAAGGCUCUGGAUUUCGGCCUGAAGGAGAGCGAGGAGCGGGAGCUGAGCCCGCCCCUGGAGCAGCUCAUCGACCUCAUGACCAACAUGCCGGAGUCGGAGCGCGACGCCUGCCCCGACGAGGGCUACGAGGCCACUGAGGAGGAGGAGGAUGAGGACGGCGAGGAAGGCCUCGCCGGCGCCGGUGCCUGCUACGUUCGAGGCUACAGGGACAUCCUGAAGCUGUGCACCUCUCACCUUCCCAGCCCUUCCGACGCGCCCAUUCACUACCAGGCUGUGUGCCGUGCUCUCUAUGCUGAGACCAGGGAGCUCUGCACGUUCCUGGAGAAGAUCAAGAGUGCCAAAGAGAAUCUGCGGAAGAUGGAGGGGGUCAAAGUCGAGCAGCAGGCCAGGGACCUAAACGAGCUGCAGAACGCUGACUGGGCCCGGUUCUGGGUGCAGGUGAUGAGGGACCUGCGUAACGGGGUCAAGCUGAAGAAGGUGCAGGAGAGGCAGUACAACCCCCUGGCCAUCGAGUUCCAGCUCACGCCCUACGAAAUGCUGAUGGAUGACAUCCGCUCCAAGCGCUACAACUUGCGCAAGGUGAUGGUGAAUGGGGACGUACCCCCCAAGUUAAAGAAGAGCGCCCAUGAGGUCAUCCUGGACUUCAUCCGGUCUCGGCCCCCCCUCAACCCUGUUGCUGCGCGGAAGCUGAAGCCCCACCCCUAUCGGCCCCGGAGCCUCCAUGAGCGAAUCCUGGACGAGAUCAAGUCUGAGAGGAAGCUGAGACCCGUUUCCCCCGAUGAGAUGCGACGGAGCAGGCUCGGCGCUGGAAAAAGCUUCAGUACCCCUCAGGUGUUGUUAUGUGGUCCAGAUGUGUCCAGCCCAGCAACCCAGAGGAACCUUUCCAUGAGCGCGCUUGCGCUGUCCAACGGUAUGCCACCGGCUCAGCGGAAUGGCGCGGGUGGGGCUCAGGCCCUCUCUCAGAGGAAGAGACUCCUGAAGGCGCCCACGCUAGCCGAACUGGACAGCUCCGACUCCGAUGAUGACACUACACGUGUAUCAGCUAGCAGCUCCAGCAUUGCCACUUCAUUGCUGGAUGACACUUCUCCAGAGUCUGCUGUAGGAAAAAAAACUCCGCCCAUGUUCCUGCCCAUCUCCUCCACCCCCCAGCCAGAGAGACGGCAGGCAUCCCAGAGGAGGCACUCCAUCGAGAAGGAGACGCCCACGAGUGUACGCCAGUUCAUGCCCCCAACCCGGCAGAGCUCCAAGUCUCUGGAUUGCGUGGACGUCGGCGGCGAGUUGGAGGAGUUCUGCUAUCCAGUGGAGUGCCUGUCGCUGACGGUGGAGGAGGUGAUGCACAUCAGGCAGGUUCUGGUCAAAGCCGAGCUGGAGAAGUUCCAGCAGUACAAGGAUGUCUACAACGCAUUGAAGAAGGGAAAGCUCUGCUUCUGCUGCCGCACAAAGAGGUUCUCCUUUUUCACCUGGUCCUACACCUGCCAGUUCUGCAAAAGGCCUGUGUGCUCGCAGUGUUGUAAAAAGAUGCGGCUGCCCUCCAAACCCUAUGCCAGCCUGCCCAUCUACUCUCUGGGCUCCAGUGCUCUGCCCAAGGGGGAGGCCGCGGGCCAGGCUGAGAAGCCUUCCACCAGCCACCGGCAUGGCCUGCAGCGCACUGUCUCCAGGCUGUCUAAACACAGGGAGAAGUCCCGGGAUGAGGGCGAACUCCCCAGGGAGCUGACGGAGGACUGGAGCACCAUGGAAGUGUGCGUGGACUGCAAGAAGUUCAUCUCGGAGAUCAUCUCCUCCAGCAAGCACAGUCUGUCGCUGGCCACCAAGCGGGCACGCUUAAAACGCAAGACUCAGUCCUUCUACAUGUCCUCGCCCAAGGCCUCCGAGUUCCACCCCUCCGAGAGAACUAUCAAAGAGGUGUAGACUGCUGCCUUCUGUCCCCCUUCUGUCCUGCCCUGCACCCCCCGUGCUCUGUCUAGAUACCACAGGCCCUUCUGCCAGUGUCUCUGCUGUCCUUUGUUUUUGUCUGGGUUGGUGUUGUCCGUGAGGGCCAGACACAGUCAGCCAAAAUGUGGCUGAGAAAUGGAAGGGGGAGGGGUAAUCUGUUGUCGUCGUUGAUGAUGUCUGUUCCUGUCAUUACCGUGUUGCCGGUUCUUCCUUAACAAAAGAAUGGUUAACUUUUUAAAGUUCUGUAACUGCUGUACUGUACAUACCGGAAUUCCCAGAAAUCCCACUCCUUUCCCCAUCUGACAGAAGUAACUGGAAUAUGAAAAGCGCUGUUUCAGGCAGAGUGAGCUCUCCGCAUGGUACACAGCUCUCAGCAUGGUGCACAAAGUAGCUACCGCCCCCACCCCGGUUAUAGACCGACACUCUUUGGAAUUUGCCCUUGCUUACUCACCCGUAGAAAGAUGAAAUAAGCACAAUUUUACCAGUGACUUUGAAAUGUUGCAUGCAUAGAAUGAUCAUGCAUUUCUUUGAUCACUGAGGUAAAAAAAAAAUCCUUAUGGAGAGUUAAAAGAACAAUUAGUCUGGAUCAUGUUUCAGUGAUCAGUGAUUACUAAAGAAUGGGUACGUGGUAGCCAAAAGCAAUGGCUCUGUCGCACGGGAGAUAUGUCCUGGUGUGAGCUGAACAAAGUCAUAUUUUCUACAAGUGAAUUUUUUGUAGGGUAAAACACUGGUGUGCGUGCGUGCGUGCAUGAUUUCUUUGAGGGCUAUCAGUAAUGGGAGUGUAGCUGAUUACUGUAUUAUUUUAACCAACUACUGUAUUCUCUGGCUUUCCAUGAAAUGUUCCAUGCUUGAAUUUAGCAAAGUUAGCAUUACAGUGCUUGUUAUUUUUUGCUGUUUUUUUAGAUUAAUCUACAUCAUUUUAUUUGUUUCUCCACUCCUAUCACGAUUCCUUUCAUUCUGCCUCGCUAUCUCUAGAUGCCCCAUCGGCACAUAAGGUCAGAUUGACAUUCUCUGAUUUUGCAUGAAGAGCAGGCUGGUUUCAGUCAACAAUUGUCCCUACCUUGACUUGGCUUAACCAUGUCUCAGAAAUAAGUGUUAGUUUUCUUAUAUACAAACACAGUUUUGCUGGUUUGUACAUCACCAAGAUACAUUUUUUCCAAACCAGAAGAAAAGCUAGCAUCACCUUUUAAUUGAAUUCCUCGUUAUGGACAAAUUUUGACUCAAUCCCUACUUGGGUCAGGAAGAAUAUGAUCAAAAUGAAUAAUCAAUUUCCCCUAUAUAUUGGGAGGCUAAAUUAACCUGUCUAAAAUUAUGUUACUUUUAUAUGAUAUUAAUUCAGUGUUACUACUGUAUUCGGGGUGGGGUUAAGGUGUGUGUUCCAAUUCUUUAGUCAUUUCACCCCUGAACAUUGCCUGUUGCCAAAAGGAUUACUCUGUCAGAAUGGUGUGAAGUUGAGGCCCCAUGUAGUUUUUAACCUGUUGUAAAUAUCUUGUGAUGGUGUUCAAUAUGAAUCCAAAGCUGGCAUCUGAUUGGUUCCUCCUUGCACCCAGCAGGCCAAUGAAGAUUUUGUUUGUGUACAUACUGUAUUUCACCAUGGUUCUGAGCUAUUGAACGGUAAGAUUCUUUGUAGAAUUACCUUAUUAUUUGUAUUAAAAUUAUUAUUACUAUUUAGUAAUAUUAUUAAUAUUACAUUUUUUAAUUAACACUAAUUUCUACUCCUGGUAAGGUUGUCAGUGGAAUAUGACUUUUUACUGAGAUUUCCUUUUUUCAUUAUUUUUUUCAGUUGAUGGCUGAUAAAGUUUUACUUUUGAUGUUAUAACGCAAAAGCAUGCACAGUCGUCCUUCAGAGCCAAGCUGUUCUCUGUUAUUAUUAUUAUUGUUCACAAAAGACCUGUCCAAAGACUAAAGGCUAAUUUGACAUAUCUGUUUUUUCCCUUCCUGGCAUUUUCAUUUCUACAUCAUUUUCAUUCUCAAUUUAUUAUGUGCAAGCUUCAGUUUUCUCUCUGAAGGAUGACUAAAAGCAAUGAUUUUGAUUUUGCUGGAGAUGAGGACACUGCUGGUUUUGUGCAAUAAAAGGAACAUUUUCCCCUUCUAUAAAUAUGCUUAAAUAUUAUAUGCAAUGUAGUUAUUAAAAGCACACCCAUCAUAUAUUCCAAUCUUCCUCCUUAUGAACCCUUGCAUCCAGUGUUUGAGUCACACUCUGUCUUUUGAGGGGGGGGGUCUCUCAAUCAAUGGUUGGGUGAGGGGUGGUUAAGAAUGGUUAUUUAAUUAACAUUUUAGCGUCCCCCCCCCAACAUCAGCUUUAACUGCUAUCAGGUGAGCUCCCUGUGGCGUGUGCGUGUAUCACAGUGUUUGCAUCCUCUGUGGUUUUCAGGAUAGCAGGAAUGAGUUUUUAAAUGUUUCAGCUCUAGAAGGUGAAGCUUUCAAUUUAUGAGUAGCCAUUAUCCGCAUCUGAUAGGUUAACAAUUAAAGCUACAGUUUUUCAAAUGGUUGAAAUAAUAAAAAAUAAAAAUAACUUUUUCAGGUCAUAUUUCAGGUAGAUAUUCUGUCAUUUAUAUGUACGUUGUCUAUAAACUGUAUUGGAUGCCCUAGCCUGAAUCCAUUAGACAAAGCUGUAUUCCCAAGCAAAAAGUCUCGCUGAGGCUCAGCAGCUUGUCUUGUCAUCGUGUCACAGCACAAACUAAAACGGCAAACCUUCAGUUUUUUUACCUGAAUCAGUCUUUUCUGUCAUUUUUGGUUUCCUUAGAUUAUAUAUAUAUUUAAACUGCGUCAGGAUUCAUGGGAAUGUGUUGUUUUGGGAGAAGGGCUGCAUCCCUUUCUGUAAACAUUUUAGCUUUCGUACAAUCACUACUGUAUGUCAUACUGAUAGACAUAUCACUGUGCUUAUAAUAGUGUUAUAACCAUGGAUUGGGGUACGUAUAAUUGGACUUUCAAAUUCUGUGCACUACUACUUUGGUUGCAGCCAUGCUCCAACAGAGAUAUGGUAUCCAUAACGAUCCAAGCAAUUAACUGCAGCAGGCAUUUCAUCCAGUGCCAUCACGCAGUUGGUAGUUCACCUUCAGACAAAUGAUGCUGUAAGAAAAUAUAUACCCUGAUGUCUUUGCAUACUUAUUUCACGUAAGCAUGUGGUUGUCACCAUAUGUAUUAAAGGUUAGCUGAAAGAGGAAGGCCUCGUACUUUCUGAUAAGUGAGGCUAAAUUUCCUUCAGUUGAUUUCCAGAAUUUGGUGUUUCUACAUGAAAAACUGUUUUGCAUAUUAUGCUUAAUGCUAAUAACUUUUCUCCCCCACCUGUUGAGGACUAUUUCAAACAUCAUUAUGCACAAAAUAUAGAUUGGUCACAUGCUGCUUUGUGACUACUGUAUUAAAGAUGCCUUCAGCGUGUGAUAUUCAGUGGUCACAGACUGCACCUUUGAGGAAUGGCAUAUUUGUAGACCAGCGGCAUGAUCCAUGCUGGUAGGGGGUAGGGGUGAGGGGUCAGGAGUGCUUCUUGCAGGGGGGGAGGGUGUUGCAUACGCUUGGCCAACCCAUCAACUGCUCCUUUUGAUGUUUUUUUUACUAUUAUUUGCAAAUUAAUUACUUUAAAUUAAGCUGCCAAAGCUGCAAAGCUCAUCGAUAUUUAUUUUGCCUUAAAGACACUACAUUUUAGUUUGUUGUUCCUUUAACAAAUGGCAUUGCAUCAUAACUCCUCUGUUAGCAAGUAGUCUACUUCUACUACAGGGGUGAUUACUGGGCUUCCAUUGCAAACCCUUUGUAUUUUUUUCAAAAGAAUUAAACAGUUUGAUAUUGGAGAUUUUAAAAUGGUAGCAUGGGGCUACGGCGAAACAGUUAAUCUGGCACAUUCCAACUGGUUUAAACUAGAUACAAGAAGGAGCAGCUGGAGAGAAGUAUCCACAUACAAUCGCGUCAAAACUGCAUUUUUUUCCAGCUGUGUUAUAUAUCACUAACUGUGGAGACACUCUAUAUAAUACAGAACGUGAAACCCCCUUUGUUUAGUAUUAAUAUUACAAAGGCAAGGAAGGAUCAUGUUGUACGAGACCCCCAGUCCCCCCCUUGUGUUGCUGCAACAUGCAUGUUCCACUGUGUACCUUGUACCUUCAAUCUGUAGCUGUUUUUUUAAAGGAGUAAUAAUAAAAUUACCUAAAAUAAUAA
Messenger RNA from Anguilla rostrata (American eel), 6774 nucleotides. Its product is annotated as protein spire homolog 1-like. Gene Ontology annotation, biological process: Golgi vesicle transport; actin nucleation; actin filament polymerization. Gene Ontology annotation, cellular component: cell cortex; cytoplasmic vesicle membrane. Gene Ontology annotation, molecular function: actin binding. NCBI's taxonomy places the organism in Eukaryota, Metazoa, Chordata, Actinopteri, Anguilliformes, Anguillidae. The record is from RefSeq and is a predicted model, not a curated record. Bases 310 to 2601 code for a protein of 763 amino acids. The transcript is spliced from 18 exons.